CAGUGGAGGGGGCACGUCGGCGCUCCGACUUCCUCCCGACGCCGCCUCUGAUUGGCUCCUGGACAUGUAAGAAACCGGUGAAUGAGCGCCUGGCCCUUGCAGAAACUUGCUUGAGGUCUUUGGUGGCAUUGCCCUUUCCUCCUCGUCAACCCGGCAGGCCAGCCGAUCCGGGGGAGGAUGAGGUCGUCGUGUGUCCUGCUUACCGCCCUGGUGGCGCUGGCCGCCUAUUACAUCUACAUCCCCCUGCCAAGCUCCGUGUCCGACCCCUGGAAGCUGAUGCUGCUGGACGCCACUUUCCGGAGCGCACAGCAAGUGAGUAACCUGAUACACUACCUGGGCCUCAGCCAUCAUCUGCUCGCGCUGAACUUCAUCAUCAUUUCUUUUGGCAAGAAAAGCGCAUGGUCAUCUGCUCAGGUGAAAGUAACAGACACUGACUUUGACGGUGUGGAAGUCAGAGUGUUUGAAGGCUCUGCAAAGCCAGAAGAGCCGCUGAAACGCAGCGUUGUUUACAUUCACGGAGGAGGCUGGGCCUUGGCAAGUGCAAAAAUCAGGUAUUAUGAUGAACUGUGUAAAGCAAUGGCUGAGGAAUUGAAUGCUGUCAUUGUCUCCAUUGAAUACAGGCUAGUUCCAAAGGUUUAUUUUCCUGAGCAAAUUCAUGAUGUUAUACGUGCCACAAAGUACUUCUUGCAGCCAGAAGUCUUACACAAGUAUUCAGUUGACCCAGGCAGAAUCGGCGUUUCUGGUGACAGUGCUGGUGGGAAUUUGGCAGCUGCCCUGGGCCAACAGUUUAAUCAAGAUGCCAACCUAAAAAACAAGCUCAAAGUGCAAGCUUUAAUUUAUCCAGUUCUUCAAGCUUUAGAUUUUAACACACCCUCUUAUCAGCAAAAUGUGAACACCCCCAUCCUGCCCCGUUACGUCAUGGUGAAGUACUGGGUAGACUACUUAAACGGCAAUUAUGACUUUGUCCAGGCAAUGAUAGUUAACAAUCACACUUCACUUGAUGUGGAAGAGGCUGCUGCCCUCAGGGCCCAUCUAAACUGGACAUCCCUCUUGCCCGCAUCCAUCACAAAGAACUACAAGCCUGUCAUGCAGACCACCGGCAAUACCAGGAUCGUCCAGGAGAUCCCUCAGCUGCUGGAUGCCCGCUCAGCCCCACUCAUCGCAGACCAGGAAGUCCUGCAGCAACUCCCAAAGACCUAUAUUCUAACCUGUGAGCAUGAUGUCCUAAGAGACGAUGGAAUCAUGUAUGCAAAGCGUUUGGAGAGCGCAGGUGUGGAGGUGACCCUUGAUCACUUUGAGGAUGGCUUCCACGGAUGCAUGAUUUUCACCAGCUGGCCUACCAACUUCUCAGUGGGAAUUCGGACUAGGAAUAGUUACAUCAAGUGGCUGGAUCAAAACCUGUAAAGGAGUGAAAUUUCUAAAAGGCUUGAGCCCCUCUUGAUCUCCUGCACCUGCUCUGGAAAGACAUUCACUCUUUAGUUGACUAAUUUCCCCUCGUUACUUGAGUUAUGGAAUCUCUAUUCCCUGCAGACUUUAUGUUAAUUUAAUUUUAAAAAAUGCUUUUGAGUAACAUAAGUGCAAAAACAUCUGAAUCUGGUUCUCUAAGUGAGCCAGUCUCUCUGUUCUGGUUUUAACCAAAUUACUACUAACACCCACAGCUGCAGAAAGCAGGGCUAGGAGCUGGAAAUAGCUUUGGGUCUUGCCUCGGUCAAGAAGUUCUUUUUAGAAGAAAUUCUACCAGCUGCAGAUGACCUUCAAUGAGUAAAAAGAAAAUGUGGGCUCUUCAACUUGCUAGAGUUUACUUUGAGUUAAGAGCAGUGUUAAAUGUGUUCACUUCAAGGUCAGUGCUGGCUACCAAGUGCCCUCUGUUCUUUAUGGAUGGAUGGCUUUGUUUCCUGUGGGAAUUUUGGCAGAGCUCUUCUAGCAAGGACAAGUUUCUCAAAUGACUUUCCUCCUUUAGAGUGUUAAUUUUAUGUGAUAGCUGUCUCUAAGUCCAGUUGGAUUAUGAUAAUACUUGAAAGUUACUUUCUACCACUAUUAUUAGAAAAUAUGAGGCUGCAUGCACUGGAUAUCUGUACAUCGUUAAGUUUUUUGGUUAUGCCACCUCCCUGGGGGAGAUCUUUUGAGAGCAAAUUAAUUUAGAUUUAGAAUAAAUUUUCCUUUACAGAACAAGUAAAAACAGACAAA
Mesoplodon densirostris (Blainville's beaked whale) is the source of this 2187-nucleotide messenger RNA. RefSeq names its product neutral cholesterol ester hydrolase 1 (gene NCEH1). Gene Ontology annotation, molecular function: carboxylic ester hydrolase activity. Lineage: Eukaryota; Metazoa; Chordata; Mammalia; Artiodactyla; Ziphiidae. The transcript is spliced from 5 exons. Gene Ontology annotation, cellular component: membrane. The coding region runs from base 178 to 1404 and encodes 408 amino acids. The record is from RefSeq and is a predicted model, not a curated record.